AUGUGUAUGCUUAUCUCAGACGUUAAAUUACAGAAGUGGACAGGUACUUACGCGUGGAAUGAUGAAUGCAAGUCCAAUUAUUGUUGCUGUUAUGCAGGUACACUAACUGUCGCUGCUUCUGGUUCCAAUUUGAUCUUUUCAUCGGGUACCAGAGGAUGCGGAUCGUCCACAUCUUCAGCUACAUUUUCAAAUCCAAAUGCUUAUUCAUUUUCUACGACUGGACUCAAAGGUUCACCUAUUACUUACACACUUAGUUCGGAUAGUAAUACAAUGACUGUUGUAAAUAUUGGGUAUAGCGCUUGUGGAGGCAAGGCUCGACGGACUUCAGUUGGAACUCAUUUAUAUCCAUCUUUGAUGUCAUUCUUCAUUGUUCUUGCUACCAUGUGUGUCUUGCUUUAA
Rotaria socialis is the source of this 399-nucleotide messenger RNA. The record is from the annotation of a GenBank genome assembly. NCBI's taxonomy places the organism in Eukaryota, Metazoa, Rotifera, Eurotatoria, Philodinida, Philodinidae.